CGUUACAUGGUGAACUGUGCUGUGUUGUCACCAGCUGUUGUCUGGAAGACGAAGAGAAAAAGUGGAUGUGUGUCUCCAUUGAUAGUGAUCCUCCACGAGCACACCCACAGCGCUAAGCAGCACGUUUGAAGCCGAAAGAUGGUCACCGGAUGACUGAUGAAAGCACUGGAGCCUCGCCGGUCCCCCGGUGAUAGAACCAGUUACAUAACUGAAGGCAUCGAUAAGACAAAAACUGUGAUAACGGACUAGUGCCAGUACAGGUCGGAGUUGAAGCCAUUUUUCUCUGCUUAGACAGAUAGGCACGCCAGCUUGGGUCAAACUAAGACUGCUUGUACAGCUGGUAGAGAGCUCUGAAGUGACACAGACGCCAUCAUGAAUGUGGGCACGGCGCACAGCGAGGUGAACCCCAACACCCGAGUGAUGAACAGCAGAGGAAUGUGGCUAUCUUACAUCCUGGGCAUCGGCCUCCUGCACGUCAUCCUGCUCAGCAUUCCCUUCGCCAGUGUGCCUGUGGUCUGGACCCUCACCAACCUCAUUCACAAUCUGUGCAUGUACCUGCUACUCCACACGGUCAAAGGGACGCCGUUUAUGACCCCGGAUCAGGGCAAGGCUCGCCUCCUCACAUACUGGGAGCAGAUGGACUAUGGGGUGCAGUUCACUGCAUCACGCAAGUUCCUCACCAUCACACCUAUUGUCCUGUACAUACUAACCAGCUUCUACACCAAGUACGAUCGGGUCCAUUUUGUGGUCAACACUGUUUCCUUGCUCACUGUCCUCAUCCCCAAGCUUCCCCAGCUGCAUGGCGUGAGGAUCUUUGGGAUUAAUAAGUACUGACAAGGCUGAAGAGGACACCUUCUUCCCCUAAUGUCUCCGUGGACUGCUGAGAGCACAUAGAGUAUCAGACCUCGGAUUUGGCUGCAGAUCCACAAGGAUCCGUGUCUCUCUGGCUCCAGACUCUGCUGGGCAGCACUUUAAUGAAGCCUAGUGGGGAUACUGCCAUGGUACCAAACCCCUGGAAAGAGACACAAUAUACUUUUCAGAGAAGGGAAAGUGUGCUGAUUGUUGGCAGCCAAUGUUCUUUUGAGGUACACGUUUUUCUUGGACUCUUUGUAGAAAAGAGAGUAUUAUGAUCCUUUUUCUUUGCAGACAAUAUGUCAGAGGCAAACGACAAUGUAGUCGCAACAAUUUUAUGUGCCAUUUCACACCCACAGCGCACUUAGGCUGUAAUCAAAACGUUAUUUUGUAUGUAAUGAUACACUGCUGUAUUUAUUCAGCUGCACUCCAACGAGAAGCUUCCUCUUUCUUGAGGUUUCUGGCCUUAGAGGAGAGUAACAAUACUUUAAUGAAACACUAAGGAGGCGAGACACGGGGAACCACAAGGUUUUAUAUUUAGCCCCUUGCUGUUCUGGGCAAAGAAUGGGUGGUUAGGCAACUCUUAUUAUUGUCUGACCAUUUCCAUAUUUGGACUCCUCUUGUCCUGGUUUGUGUCACAGUAAGCCUCCCAUCUGCAGAGACAUCUGGCCUGUGUGCAGAAAGUAUGUGCAAGAGCAUACUUUUGAUCAACAUAAUUAAAGUCCUGGAAUUUAGGUUAAAGGAUUAUUAUACUUAUUACAGAGCUAUGUGGGGACUCAUACUUAUAAUUACAAUUGUUACGACCCAUGACUUUAGCAUGGGCCUGUGUGACCGCAUCUUAGUCUGUAAUCCAGACUCAAAGUACACACUGAGUUGCCAGUUUAUGAGGUAUGCCUGAGCAAUCAAAUUCAAUUAAAAUAGCCUUCCAGUAGAUAAAGGUGCAGAAUGUUGAAUGACGGCUCAAAAUGUAAUCCUUUUUUUUUUUUUUUUUAUCAAAGAGAUUGCAGUUAUACUGAAGUGGGUGUGAAAGGGAUUCUGAGUUAUGUUACAAAGUUGUUCUUGAGUAAGAAUGUCUCAAAGGUAACAUUUGACUGAUCAUUUCAAAUGUUUAGGGAACAUUUUACUUUAAGUGUUACCAUUUGCUGGUGUAAUGCAUGUGUAGCAUCCAUGAAACAUGUCAUCUUGGCAGUUCCAUUCUCUAAUUAGAUUAACGUGAAGUGAUGAUAUUAAAUUGUAGGUAAGCUAAGAUUUUAUUUAGUAAUGAAUAGCCAAAACUAAAUACAUUAAGUAAAUGUGAUAUUUCAAUGUUAACUCUCCUACAAAGGAAAAACUGAUUGUUGUAGAAUAUACAUACAUAGCUGAAUACGUUCUUUCUUGAAUUGAAAAUUCAUUUUUGAAUUAUGUUUACAGAUUAUAGCCCUAAUAUACGGUGGCCGACAAGUGCAAACGCGCUACAACACUUCCAUUUUACGAAACUUUCAAAAAUGCAAAAAAGCAUUUAGAAAACUUUCACGAUGUGCAGCGAGAAGCUCAAAAACCCAGGGACACUAAAAGUGAUGCACACAGCGCUUGUUGACGUUUGUGGAUUAUAGUUAUUAUUACAUUUUGGGCAUGUUUCGCCAAAUUGGUGACGAUGUUCCUUCAUUUGCAUUUGUUUUGGCACAUUUUUGUUUGUUCGUAAACUGCAGCGUGUUUCGCCUAAUGGAAGUGUCCUGUCCUGUUGGCCACCCUACAAACAGUGUUAGCAACACAUCUGUAUCUCAGCAAUAGUAAGAGCAGUAGGUAGCACACAUAUUGAUGUAACUGACAGUAGCAGCAGAAGUAAUAGAAGAGGUGACUACCCCAGUUUCAAAUAUUGUGACUCAUGUUGUUUAAUAUGAAUUAGAGCUGAUUUAGAAACAAUUCUACUGUUGUUUUAUGUUUCAAAUUGAUGUAAGGAAUCGGCAUAAUUUAGAAUUGAGGCUUUGAUCCAACCAGUGACAAAUGGGACCAAAUAACUAGAGUUGUAAACACUAUUAUAUCUGCUGCAGCUUUCAGCAUCAUGAUGUCUAGAAAUGUUCACCAUAAAGGGCUUUGCUUUAACGAUAUGCUAUCAUAUGUUUCACUGUUAAAAAAAAAAAGAAGGUUAGAUUGAAUGUUAAAUGCGAAACAGUGGCUUUGGUUUGUAUCAGUGUUUUUGAAGGAAAUGUCAAUGUGAUCCUCUGAAAGAGUGUUUGACCCCAAAUACAGUAUUUUUAAAACA
This is a messenger RNA of Eleginops maclovinus (Patagonian blennie), 3094 nucleotides long. RefSeq names its product ORM1-like protein 3. Gene Ontology annotation, biological process: ceramide metabolic process; sphingolipid biosynthetic process; intracellular sphingolipid homeostasis. Gene Ontology annotation, cellular component: endoplasmic reticulum membrane. Lineage: Eukaryota; Metazoa; Chordata; Actinopteri; Perciformes; Eleginopidae. The record is from RefSeq and is a predicted model, not a curated record. Bases 373 to 834 code for a protein of 153 amino acids. The transcript has 4 exons.